UGGUGCACAUGGCCAGUUGAAGAAACUUGGACAAUUUGCGGCAUGGUUGGAUCAAGGCAUUUGCGAGGGACCGUACUCUCACGAGUUCGCAACCUUCUUCGUUCGGGUGGAAUAAAAAAGCCACCACUUUGGUUUCCAGUAGUCGAGGCAUUUCCUCCCUUAAAGGAGACGAAACUGACUAGAAAAGGUGACGAAGAGUUGAUGCACAAGAUUCUAUACCCUGAAGAUGAAUUCAGAAGGCUUUUUUACAAGAGAUUCAAUACAAGCCAGCCUCUGUCCCUGUGGGGAGAACAUCAUUCUUACUGUGACAGAUUUGUGGAAGGAUGCAUGGAGAAAGUGAACAUGGGGUAUGACAAAGAGAAAGCAGUGGAAAGUACAGUUAGGGAACUUUUCACUGGUCAAAGCACUGCAAUACCAGAUACUGUGUCUGAGGACUGAAGAGUUUUCUCCUCACAUGUGGAUAAAUAAUAUUACAGAAAAUUGGAUUUUCCAACAGGUGAUCUCAAGAAGUUUCCAUCAGUCAUCUAAGCAGUUAUUUAACCUUGAGGGAAAUUUGUGUAGGAGCUAUGAAAUCAUGAAUUUAACUUCAACAGAAACGGAAGGAACAACACCAUUUCCAAGAUGCAACCAUAGGUAGUUGAGAUGUUUUAGUUUCUGAGCCUUCAAUGUUGUUGAGACAUUGUGAAAAUUUCUGUCCCAAAAAUAUACAAGUCCUUUGCUGUUAUGGUUUUAGGAACUAUUUGUCUUAUGGGUAUGAUAAGAACUUUUUCCUUAAAGCUUUUUGAAAAAUGUAAUUCAAAUACCCAAAUUAAAAGAGCAGAUGUUUGGUGUCACAAAGACACCAUCUGAAGAAAAGAU
Molecule: messenger RNA, 858 nt
Organism: Pocillopora verrucosa
Lineage: Eukaryota; Metazoa; Cnidaria; Anthozoa; Scleractinia; Pocilloporidae
Product: small ribosomal subunit protein mS23-like
Biological process (GO): translation
Cellular component (GO): mitochondrion; ribosome
Molecular function (GO): structural constituent of ribosome
Source: RefSeq, a predicted model, not a curated record